GUUGGGUGAGUGAUUAUAUUAUAGAAGUGUCUAAUUAAUCAUCUUUCUAAACUAUAGAUUCCUAAAAAUAGGGACAGUGGUGUAUGCAAUGCGAGGUGAUCCCUAUUCAAAAAUGGCGGAAACAACAGCAGAGCACCACCGUCACCACCACCACUUGGUACUAAAAUCUGCAAUAUGUUCCAGACUCCUCCUCCUCGGCCUAAUCGUCUUCUUCCGCACUCUUCUCUCACCCUAUGACACAUCUGCAGCGUUAAACCCUCCGUGCCUCUCCACCCCCAACGCCACUCUUCCUCCCCUCCAAAACGACGUCGUCUGGGACUUCCGUCUACUUCUCCGCAUCGUUCAGUGCGGCGACGAUUACGAACAAUCCUUCGCCUUCCUCCCUCUCUUCCUCUCUCUCUUUCCCGUCUCCUUCCUCCCCACCCAAACACCCCUCUUCGUUAUCUCCGCCUACCUCAUCAACAACCUCGCCUUCGUUCUCGCCGCUCUCUACUUCUACAGACUCUCCUUAACCCUAUUGAAGGACCCCGACACUGCGUUAAGGGCUACUCUUUUGUUCUGCUUCAACCCCGCCUCUGUCUUUUACUCCUCCAUAUACUCCGAGAGUUUGUACGCUCUUUUGUGUUUUGGAGGGAUGUAUCACUUCGUCUGCGGCCGAAACAAUUUGGCCGUUCUUUUCUUCGCGCUCUCCGGUUGUGCAAGGUCCAAUUGCGUGCUUACUGCUGGCUACUCUGUUUUUCAUACAGCAUCGCUCUUAUCACGAUAUCACGCCCUGUUUCGCCAGAAGGUCCUUUUGUUAGCUUUGCAGAUUAUUUUUGUUGGAGCUUUACGCACUGCAUGUAUUUUUGCUCCAUUUUUAGCUUUCCAGGCUUAUGGCUAUUACAAUAUGUGUGUUGGUCGUUCUCAUGAUGAAAUAAGGCCCUGGUGCAAGGCAAGGAUACCGUUACUUUACAGCUACAUUCAAAGUCAUUAUUGGGGUGUAGGUUUCUUGAGAUAUUUUCGGCUGAAACAAUUGCCUAACUUUCUUCUUGCAUCCCCAAUACUGUCUCUGGCACUGUGCUCGAUUGUCCAUUAUGCCAAGUCAAGGCCUCAGAACUUUUUCUCAUUGGGUUUUUUAGCUCCAAUGGAAGAAAAGAGCUGUGGAUUUGUGUUUUCGUCAGGUGAUCUCUCAAGGUCCAAAGAAGCUGAUAGUGUGGGGAAAUCCUCCUCUGUUAGGGUGGUAGAAGAACACUUAAAUCUUAGGAGAAGA
Molecule: messenger RNA, 1249 nt
Organism: Vigna umbellata (rice bean)
Lineage: Eukaryota; Viridiplantae; Streptophyta; Magnoliopsida; Fabales; Fabaceae
Source: RefSeq, a predicted model, not a curated record